Messenger RNA from Oryzias latipes (Japanese medaka), 1916 nucleotides. Its product is annotated as mucolipin-3. Gene Ontology annotation, cellular component: lysosomal membrane; plasma membrane. Gene Ontology annotation, molecular function: NAADP-sensitive calcium-release channel activity. Lineage: Eukaryota; Metazoa; Chordata; Actinopteri; Beloniformes; Adrianichthyidae. The record is from RefSeq and is a predicted model, not a curated record.
UCAAAUGACACAGAGGAAUGACAGUCAUUGUGGCGAGGGCUGCUGGCCUGACUCACGCUGCCACCUGGUCCUCAUAAUCUGCUCUGGACUCCUGGAUUACAGGGCUGUAGAUCGCUGCUUCACAACAGCUAUUCGCAGCGAACGUUUGGCUGUUUGCUCUCGAUGGAGGAGUCUGAACCCCUGCUGGCCGCUGCGGCACAGCCCAGGCGGGUGAUCGGACACGCCGCAUGGAGCGGCCCCUUUCCUGAGUCGACGGUGGUGGAAGAUUUCAGGCGUAGGCUCAAGUAUUACUUCAUGAACCCCUGUCAGAAGUACAGAGCCAGAGGGCGAAAGCCCUGGAAACUGAUGCUGCAAAUAUUGAAAAUUGCAAUCAUCACAGUCCAGCUGGUGUCUUUCGGUCUGAGUAAUGAAAUGAUGGUCACAUUCAAAGAGGAAAACCUCAUGACCUUCAGACAUCUGUUCCUCAAAGGAUACAAAGACAACUGGCAGGGAAGCCACGCUAUUUACUCCCAAGCUGAUCUGUACGACCACAUCUACUAUCUGAUCUCCAGGUACAGUCAUCUCCAGAACCUGACAGUGGGGAAUCUGGCGUACGAGAGGGUCGGCGGCACGUUCACGCCUCUGACCGUCUGCAAAGUCCUGUACAGGAAGAGCAACGUGGAUCCUGGGAACGAUACGUUCGACAUCGACCCACACGUCGAGAAAGAUUGUGUUUCCAUAUAUUCUGCAUCGUCGGGAAACAACAAGACACACACCAACUUCUAUUUAGACUUCAAAAGGCUGCUAUCAGUCAACGUCUACCUGACUCUGAAGACUGUCAACCUGCAGACUGUCAGGCACCAUGAACUUCCAGAUUGCUACGACUUCCAUAUCACAAUAAUAUUCGAUAAUCGAGCGCACAGCGGGAAAAUAAAGGUUGAUGUAAAAAAUCAAGUGAGGAUCUACGAAUGCAGAGACUGGAACGUGGAGGGAAACUCUGGAAAGAUUGAUUAUCUCCUGGUCUUGUUUGAUACUGUGGUCAUCGUGGCGUGCUUCACCUCCCUCAUCCUCUGCUCUCGGUCUGUCAUCAAGGGGAUCCAACUCCAGUUUGAGUUUUCUCGGUUCUACCACACCUUCUACAACAAAGUGGUGUCUUUGUCGGACCGGCUGGAGUUCGUGAACGGCUGGUACAUCCUCAUCAUAGCCAGCGAUGUGCUGACCAUGGCAGGGUCGCUGAUGAAAAUUGGGAUUCAGACAAAGUUUCAGUCCAACUAUGACAUUUGCAGCAUCUUGCUGGGAACAGCAACAAUGCUUUCAUGGGUCGGCGUCAUUCGCUACCUUGGCUUCUUCAAAAAAUACAAUAUCUUAAUCCUGACCCUGAGGGCGGCGUUUCCUAAUGUCAUCCGUUUUUGCUGCUGUGUGGCGAUGAUCUAUCUCGGGUAUUGCUUCUGUGGCUGGAUCGUCCUUGGACCUUACCAUGACAAGUUCCGCACACUGGGCAAAGUGACAGAAUGCCUCUUCUCCCUCAUUAACGGAGAUGAUAUGUACGCCACCUUUCUGAAAACUCGAGACAACUGCUACAUGGUUUGGCUCUUCAGCCGGCUCUACCUCUACUCCUUCAUCUCCCUGUUCAUUUACAUGGUUCUCAGCUUGUUCAUUGCUCUCAUCACCGACACCUAUGAAACCAUCAAAGUUAGUAUGUUCAUCACCAGAAAGACAAGGAAUCUGUGUCCCAGCUUCACAUCUUCAUGGCAGAAUGCAGAGACCAGCCGGAGUCUGGAAAAUACCAGACGGACGUGGAGCCUUCCACCUGCUGUGUGUCUCCAUGUGGCUGCUAUGGAUGAUGUAGUUACAGGCAGACAUACAUGCGCAAUAAUCAAUAUCAUCUUUUUUCUGAAUCAUCAAUUGUUUUGGAGAUAAACAGUUAAACCACCUCA